AUGACGCUGCUCGCUAUCGAAUCCUUGGAUUAUUAUUGGAACGCAAAGUUUAUUUUUCUCAAAAAAUUUACAUGUAUGAUUAACAACAUAUCCGAUAGUCUUGACAAAAUGAUUAAGCAAGGCUCUUUUCAUCGAUUAUGGAGUCUUUGUGUUGUGAUUGAUUACUAUCUAAAGGAUGGUUGUGAUAAACAGGAAGUCGGCGCAUGCCUUUUUUCUCUCGCACUGUUUGAUGAGAGAGAAGACUUAAUUACGUACGACAAUGAUUAUACUUUGUUUGAACUGGAUGCUAAAUUUAUCCUUCUAUAUGAUGAUGCCGAGUAUGCUGUCUCUUGUACUGAAUUCGCUCCAUAUGCUGGUCCCCAAAAAAUCAAAGUCGAUCAAAGGAAACUGAUAGUUGAAGGCAAAGCAAUUUACAACCAAGUCAUGACUUUAGGUAUUGGUGAGGGAAAUGAGGCUAUAUUGAAUAUUAAGAACAUACAAGUCAUGGCACUAUCGAUCGGUUCAGAAUUAGAGAAGAUAAAAUAG
Mucor mucedo is the source of this 525-nucleotide messenger RNA. RefSeq lists its product as uncharacterized. The transcript is spliced from 5 exons. Bases 1 to 525 code for a protein of 174 amino acids. The record is from RefSeq and is a predicted model, not a curated record. NCBI's taxonomy places the organism in Eukaryota, Fungi, Mucoromycota, Mucoromycetes, Mucorales, Mucoraceae.